This is a messenger RNA of Aspergillus wentii DTO 134E9, 6440 nucleotides long. RefSeq names its product HET domain-containing protein. The record is from RefSeq and is a predicted model, not a curated record. The transcript is spliced from 3 exons. The coding region runs from base 42 to 6260 and encodes 2072 amino acids. Lineage: Eukaryota; Fungi; Ascomycota; Eurotiomycetes; Eurotiales; Aspergillaceae.
CGAGCACUCAGAUUUUUCAAUUCACUGUCUGAGUGCCGACCAUGGCGCUGUUAUGGGCGUUUUUCCCGCGCACAUUACCAAAACCUGAUGCAAACGGUGCCGUGGAAAAAAAGGCACAUAUCAAUCGAAUCAGGAAAGCAAAGGGGCUUGAUGCGCGGAAUGCGACGGGCUCGAAUGUGGAAGAUCUCGAAGCUGCUAUUGCGAGAUUGUACGAAGAUCUGUGCUCCAGGCCGGCGCAUUUUCUGCUCGAAUUCAUACAGAAUGCAGACGAGAACGACUACGAGAGUGACACCAUUCCCACUUUGAAAUUGACGUAUAGAAACAGAACGCUGCGCAUUGACUGCAAUGAAACUGGAUUCACGGCAAAGAACGUCGAGGCACUUUGUCGAAUAGGGCGGAGUACCAAAGUAGACAGCGACGAUGACUCCAGCCAUGCCGACAAAGGCAUUGGGUUCAAAUCCGUCUUCCAGGCCGCCGACACCGUGUGGGUUGCUUCUGGGGCAUAUACCUUUAAAUUCGACAAGCACAAGCCCCUGGGCAUGAUCGCCCCCAUCUGGGAGGCUUUCCCGGAGACGAGGGAGAGUGCAUUCUGCACCUCGUUUCUGAUCCAGUUGGCGGAGGAUUACGAUGAGCGAGGACUGAUUCACGAUAUCCAGUCGAUUGACUCGGCUGCUUUUCUCUUUCUUCGACGAUUGAAACGGAUUGAGCUGGCUGUCCACGAAGAGAGCGGGCUGUGGGAGAAGAAGCUCUGGAAAGAUGAAGAAGAUGAGCAACUGACCACGCUGAGGGAAGACGACAGUCCGCUGCGCUAUAUCGUCACCUCGCAUAUGGUGGACAUGCCCCGUGAAGAGAAACGGCCAGAUCAGUCCAAGCUGGUCCUGGCAUUUCCCAUUGAGAGUGAUGCGCUGCAUCCUAGAAUAUCACCCCAGCGGGUUUACUCAUCCGUCCUCCCUAUCCGGGACUAUGGACUUCCUUUUCUUCUCCAAGCAGACUUUCUCCUCUCAUCAAGCCGCGAGGACAUUGAGAGUUGCAAAUGGAACGAUGCCCUUUGCGAAGGUCUGGUGGACACUUUUCUCGCUGCUGUCGAUGGCUUCACAGACGCUCUCAAGUAUACCUGGCUUCGCUACCUUCCACUUGGUCAGGUAUCAGAUUCUUUCAAACCUCACACAGACAGGAUAGUACAUGCGCUCGCGGACAGACCGGUUCUGGAAGCUUUCGAUGGCUCAUUCUACAAGCCUUCGUCUCUAAAGCGCGUGCCAGAGCGAUUCAUGGACGGGAAUAACACGCCUUUCACCCUGGGCCCGCAGACAAAGUCGAAAUAUCUUUCGCCCAAAUACUCCCGCGAGGACUAUGAUGCCCUCUCCCAGCUCGGAGUCGAGGAACUUUCCCCUGCUGAAUUCCUCGAAGACUUGAAACAUGUCUUUGGCGAAGACGCUCCAGCCCUCCAUGCCAAGUCCAACGAAUGGCAUUCCCAACUGGCCGGGGCUCUGUUGACCUUAUCACCGGAAAAGAACUUCUCCUCCGCCAUAUCCAGUCUAAUGCUGAUCCCAUUAAGAAAAGGCAAAUGGGCCUCUGUCCGCAGCGGCAAACAGCUUCUCUUCGAAGACGCCACCGACUUUGACAUCCCGCCCGGCGUGAGCCACCGCUUCGUGGAUCCGGACGCGGCGACGGAUCUCAAUCGCAAACUCCUCUUCGUCUACCUGGGUGUCACCCCGUGCACGCGGCUCAAGCUGUGUGGUUUGAUUCUGAAAAUGCACGGCGAUGCCGCGUUCAACCCGAAAACUGUCUCCAGAGGCCAGCUGGUCUCCCACGCAAAAUUCCUCUUCGAGACAUUCGAUGAACAGCCCUGGACGCCGCCAAUCGGGUCGCAGCUAUGGUUUGUCGAUGAGAAGCGGCAUCCCCGACGGGGGCCGGAGCUGUACAUUGAUGGAGAGGGCGGUGGGUCUAGUUCGCCUGCUGCGAGGUUUCUGAGCAACAGAGACCGGUUUGCUUUUCUGCAUCCGGACUAUCUUGCUUCUGUUGCGGAGGAUAGAAGACAGGCUUGCCUUUCGUUUCUGAGUGGGAGUUUUGGUGUCUCGGCGUUGCCGCGACUGGUUUCGCUAGGCAAAUCGUCGUUUGAGAUAUCCGAGGACUUCACAUUCCUUCUUCAAGACCACCCGUCCUUUGACGUGCUUCGGCUGUUACGCGACCAUUGGAGCUAUUAUUCACAAUGGAUAGAAGAUCAACCAGGCCAAGCUGGAAGUGGAAUCAACUGCAAAGCAGAACUGCGAGAUCGCCUCGCGCAAAUAGAGGUAACCUGCUUGAAUGGCGAGACAGUUCCGCUGAAGACGACCUUCUCCCUGUCCCUUGAUCCAGAGCUGGAGUGUCUCUAUGAACUUCCGACAAUGCCCAUUCUGCAUAUUGAGGACGCCGAGAAUGAGAGCUGGCAGAUGUUGAAGGUGUUUGGGGUGACGAUGGAGAAGAAUGCCGAAUUGUACAUUUCUGGUCUGAGGGCAAUGGUUGCAUCUCAAAGGGGGUACCCACGCCACACGCUGUCGUAUAUAUACAACCAGAUCCAAGCGGGAUAUACUAGCAGCAGCAAGGCAGCUCUCAGGACGAUAUUCAGAGAAAGCGCAUUGAUAUACACCCCGCCAUACAACGGCACAGCAGGGCGAUGGGCGACAGUAUCAGAGCUGAAAGGCAGCAACCUCCCAGCCAAUCUUCUCGAACUGGAAUAUCCCACCUGCACAAGACUCUUCCAGAGCAUCACCAAGCCCCGGAAAGGCGAAUUCAAAGACCUCGUGGACGAAACCCAGUCCAUCACUCCUUCCAGUUCGCUGACGGACAUCUUCACCCUCCUGCUCGUCAUCAACAAAGCUUUGUCAUUACAGGAUCAAUGGCCUUCGUCCUGCGAAGACCAUGAAAGUCUAUCCGAGAGACCUAUCUUCCCUGUUGGGACUGCUGGACAGGAGGGAUUCGAGCUUCGAUCAGCCUCGGAUGUGGGUUCUUGCUGGUUCAUUGAGGAUGAUGACAAUCUGUCAUGCAUGUUCCAAGGACAGGCACCCGUGCUUUUAUUUUCGAUGGAACAGAUCAAGCAGCUCGCUGUGCUCUUGCAGGCAAUGCAGGUUGAAUCACGAAAGAUGUCCGUCUGCUUUACGACGGAAAGUACACCCCAAGGCAAAGUCCACCUCGACGCGGUGUAUACGCAUCUCAUCAGAUCAAAAGCCGCAUUGAUCAAGAGCCUCCUCCCAGAUCCGAACUUGCAAGAGAAAAUCUACCAUUCACUCCGCCGAGUCCGCGUGUUCAAAGUACCAGCCGUCAUACGAAACCUCAGCCUGACGUACCGGGCAUUCAAGAUCCACGGACUCCCUCAACCGAGUGACUUUGUCGCCCGGUUCGAAGACAGCAGCGUCAUCUUCCUCACGGCAAAAGAUAUCCAAGCCAGCCACGUCCCGCUGGGACUGGUAGAUUUGCUGUUCGAGAAAUGCCAACUGAAGGAAACCGCGUGCAAGUUCCUGCUACGGGCUAUUCUGAGCCGUGGAAGCAGGGAGCAAACGCAGGAGUUCAUCGCUCAGCAUCGGCUGAUGAUUCCUGAGGAUGAGCAUACUCCAAGAGGGCUGGAGAGGGCAAACACGUUCCCGCUUAGUGCGUCUGAUCAUCGAAUGAAAGUCAGGGAUGUUCCGGAGUACUUGGAUACAGAUGAAGAGGAAGUAUCUGAGCAGUUUGAUGAGGUCACGCCCUCUAAAGUUCCAGCUCAGGUGACGACAAGGGCCAAGGAAGAAGAGUCAAGCAGGAUCUUGACUUUUGAUCAUGAUGGCACCAUGAACUUGCCUCCUCUGAAUCCCGAUGAAAGUGAAAAAGAGCUGGACGGUGCCGCAUUUGCUGCCGAGUCACUGACUUCAGCUUUGCUUCAAGACAGACUUGAAGCAUAUCGCCCUGAGAAACACUGGACAAGCAAAAAGCGCGAGAGAGUGGGCUUCCCCUCAUUCACAAAGGAAGCCGGCUGUUCGCCAUUUACCCUUUCCAGCUGUUCGCACCAGAUGACGAGCUUUCUCGUCCAGCUGGGGUAUAAGUCCGCCGAGCGCUGGCGGGAAAAUCCCCCCGUCUACCAUAUUGAGGUUGUAGCAGCGGAAGAUGGUACCCACUCCCCCUUUCCCUGGAGCCUGGAGCAGAUGGAAAAGUCAUGGAAGCUGUCUCUCGUUCAUUCAGGGAUAGCAAGCUCCGAGGGCGUGGUGAUACUCGCCCUCGUCUCCAACAUCAAAUCGAAUGCCCGGCUUCGAUUAUUCGUCGAUCCAUGGUACUGGUAUGUCCUGGGCUAUCUGAGACUCCACGACGGUCGGUCCCUUCAAUUGAGCGACGAUCCGUAUUCCUCGAGCUCGCUCGUCAUGAGAAACUCCCUGUCCAAAGUAGGCACCCGAAUGAGCCAGUACGGCCGGAGGAGCUCUAUCGGGCUCUCGUCGGGAUCAACCCAGAAUACAGUCCAAAACGCGGACCGAAGGAGCUCCAUCGGAAUGCCUUCAGGAUCAACCCAGAAUACUGUUCAAAACACAGGCCGGAGGAGCUCCGCCGGGCUCUCGUCAGGAUCAACCCAGAAUACUGUCCAGAACACAGUCCCCGGACUCAACUGCAGUGGCUUUUUACGGGGUAGAAAGACCUACUCCUACCGCCCACUGGAUGGCGAGAGCAUACGCCUGUUCUCACUGCUCCCCGGCCAAGAGGGUGACGAUAUCUGGGGCUUCGUUUCUCAUACCACGCUUGAGUCUGCCGGUCCGUACAGAGCGCUUUCGUAUGCAUGGGGGGAUCACGGUACGCCGUAUGCGAUUCGGACAGAAAAGGGGCUGCUCCCCAUCACGGUCUCGCUGGAUGCUGCUCUUCGGCGUCUCCGCGAUAAAAGGCAUUCGGUGCUUUUGUGGGUCGAUGCCAUCUGCAUUAACCAGGCCGAUGAAGAGGAGAAGGCAAAUCAGGUCCGGUUGAUGCCGUCCAUCUACCGAUCCGCCUGCAGUGUGGUGGCGUAUCUAGGGGAGGGAGAUGAGCAGAGUGAUCUGGUCUUGCAGGCAAAAUCAGGAGAUCCAGCUCAUUCAGCUGGGGCAGCGAUGGAUGGAUUCUUCGCGCGUGAGUGGUUCCAAAGGGCAUGGGUCGUCCAGGAGAUUGUCGCCGCACGCACUCUGUGGAUGGUCUGUGGAAAGCAGAUCAUCGGAUGGACGGAUUUGAUGCAGGCCAUCAAAGCCACGGAUUCUCCCAUCUCCAACUGGGGUCAUAUAGCCACUCUGGCAGCCCAUCGAGACUGGGAAGCCCACUCGCACCGCUGGCCGUUGAUCCAUCUCCUCGGAUCGUUGUCCGGUCACGUCCAGUCAACCCUGACACGAGAUCGACUCUUCAGCAUGCUCGGAUUCUCCCUCGACGGCGGAGAUGUCGCGUUCGAACCAGACUAUGCCGCUCCGCUGGAAGACGUGGUGAUCGCGUACGCCCACAAAUUCGUGGACCAAGGCCGCGUCCUGAAGCUCCUCUCCCACGCGGGUCUCGGCACCCAGCCAACCCGCUUCCCAUCGUGGGUCCCCGACUGGACGAUUCCCCAGCGACCGUCGCUCUCUGAAUCGUCUGGUCUGGGUAUCCUCUGUGCUGCAUCGAGAGUCUCCAGCCCCAUGGCUGACAUCGGGCGUACCCGCGAUGAAUUGCUGAUCCGCGGAGUCGUGGUGGACACCAUCACCUGUGUCGGCAAAUACCCGAAUACUCUCGACUCCAUGGCCUGCUAUCUCGACGAGGUCGAUCAGAUAGUCGAUUCAGUAUGCGGCGAUAGCGACACGGCAUCCCAUCUCAAAUGGAAAGUCCCCAUCGCAGGCGCCGAUUUUCCAGAAGAGAUCGCUUCAUCUCCAUUCAACCUCCACCCCUCGUACCAGACACUGCGCCACCUCCUCGCAGACAACUGCGCAGACGAAAUCACCCAAACCCGCAACACCCCCAUCCACCACAUCCAAUGCCCCUCCACCAACGCAGCCGAUAACCAAAAACAAAUCGCCCUCCUCGAAUGCCAAGACUACAUCAACGCCCUGCAGGUGUUGCACGGCUGGAACUUCCUCGUCACCGAGAACAGGUAUCUGGGGAUUGGCUCGACGCCGCAUAUCGGAGAUCGAGUUGUCGUGUUCCAUGGUGCGAAAGUACCGUUUCUGCUGAGGCCGAGUGAGGAGAGGCCGGGUGCGUAUCGGGCCGUUGGGGAGUGUUAUAUCCAUGGGAUUAUGGGUGGAGAGGCUUGGGGGGAGGAAGAGGAUGUUUUCUUACAUUGAUGGAUAUAUACUACUUGUUAUGUGUGAAAUGAUUUAUGAGUUAUGAUUAGUGAUGAAGUUUAUUAAACAGACACAAGCAUAUCAGAUGGGUGUUAUUGUAUAUAAAUGAGAUUGAUUCAAAAUAUAUUUCUGUACAGCGUUCUUCCCGAAGUCUUUGAUACCACACUUAUUAUCUACACC